UGGCCGGUGCCCGGUGGGCCCAGUGCCCUCACUCUCGCGUCACUGGAUUUCAUUUCGUUGAUGAUUGCCGGUGACGGUAGAUUUCAGUGAUUUCAUAACCUAAAUAGUGGUCAACUUUAACGAUCAAUAUCUCGGUUCGCGGAAUAGAGCUUUUUUUUCUGCCAGAUUCUUUCGUUUUGUGCAAAAAAAGCACAUCGAUUGAGCAUAAUUUCAUUAAAAUCGGAGGUGGCGAAGCUAAAUAUUUGUUUGAAAAGGAAAGAUUGGAAGCACGUGGACUCUUGAGGGUCAAGGCUUUGAAUUCAAGGGUGAAUUAAUUGGCGCAGAGGAUAAAGAAUUUUGCCAGUAUUCUUCUGCUUAAGAAAUGGCGAAGUAUUUAGAGUCCCUAAUGGACGGUCUCAAGAUUAGUGAUUUAAUAAAGGAAGGUGGAAUUACUUUUGAUCUUGGAGAUGGGGAUGAGAUUAACAAUGAGGAUGACGAGGAAUUCGCGUAUUCUCCGAAUGUACAGUUCAGCAAUGAGGAGAUGUUAAAUAUGUUAAACAUGAACGACUUUGAGGACGAGGACGAGGAUAAUGAGAAUGGACCUGUGUCCCUCUGUGGCAUAAGUUUCUCAAAACUGAAAAAGCAAAUGACAAACUUAACCGCAGAUCAAAAGGUCAUGAAGUUUGUUAAGCAGAAAGGCGUUGGGGAAGUUAUACCAAAGAAUGCCCAAGUCACUGUCCAUUAUGUUGGAUAUUUUGAGUACAGAGACGAGCCUUUCGAUUCCACUUACUCCAGCGGGAGACCAAGAACGUUGCGUUUAGGCCAGCACUUUGUCAUACCCGGUUUAGAGAUUGGUUUAUGCUCUAUGCAAAAGCACGAAAUAGCAGUAUUUCUCAUGCAUCCUGAUUACGCUUACAAGGCUAAGGGUUGUCCACCACGUGUUCCACCCAAUGAAGAAGUGGUAUUUGUUGUUCAUUUGAUCGAUUAUGUUGACGACGGCUGCGCACAAACGUAUCAAAAUCUCAACGAAGAGGAGAAACGAUUAUUUAGCUGCGUGAAACCAUCUAUAAUGCAUAUGUUUGCAACUGCCAAAGACUAUUGCAAUAAAUACAACUACAAACUGGCGAUACGAGAAUACAAAAAAAUUACUGAUCGUUUGGAGGCAGUCAAAAAUGCCUCAAUGACGGAGUUACAGAAAGCUCUUGUGUUAGAUCCGCGAAAUGAAGCCAUUAGAAAAGCUAUUCAGACAACGAAUGUAAAACAGCGUGAGUAUCUGGAGGUAGAGAAACGUUUGUGGAAAAAUUGCUUCAAGUCCAAGGAAGAACAAAACAAAAUUACUGAAUUUCGAAAAGCCGCGCGUGAAUUGUGUAACAAGCUCAUCGAGAGCAAUGAUAUGACAAGACAGUCUCUCUACGAGGGUUUUACAGAAGAAGAAUAUGAAAUUAUACAUGAAGAAGCUGCCAAAUUAGGAUUGGAUUUUCUUAAGUCUAGCAGAUAUGGCAAAAAAACUGCGUAUAUUCAAAAGAACAAAUCAUGAAAUUACUUAUCCUUUAAAAUUGCGAUGUCAAGGAAGCCUAGUAUAGGGCCUGAUUUUUAUUUUUAAAAUUCUUUAAGUUUAUAAUCAUUUAUUACAAUAUUAUACAAACAAAAUUACUUUGAGUUCAAGAGAUUCCAUAUAUGGUAUGUACUAUUAUAUUGUAAUGACAAGACCAAAGAGGAUCAUAGAGAUUAAAAUAGCAUUAAGAUCUGACAUAAAUAUGUGUGUGAUAUAAACGUGAUUUUGUACUUUUUUAAACACAACAAUAAACUUAUAAUUUGACAAAAA
This is a messenger RNA of Wasmannia auropunctata (little fire ant), 1804 nucleotides long. It is a transcript of the gene shu, whose product is annotated as inactive peptidyl-prolyl cis-trans isomerase FKBP6-like. The record is from RefSeq and is a predicted model, not a curated record. NCBI's taxonomy places the organism in Eukaryota, Metazoa, Arthropoda, Insecta, Hymenoptera, Formicidae. Gene Ontology annotation, molecular function: peptidyl-prolyl cis-trans isomerase activity. The coding region runs from base 362 to 1516 and encodes 384 amino acids. The transcript has 6 exons.